AUGACGACGUCGGCACCUCCAGAGGACCAGGCUCGCCUGCUUGAGGAUGCCUUGGUAGCUGUGCGGCAGCAGACAUCCCUCAUGCGCAAAUGCCUCGACACUCCUGGAAAGCUCAUGGAUGCUCUCAAAUGCUGCUCUACCUUGGUCUCGGAGCUUCGCACGAGCAGUCUCGGCCCUAAGCAAUAUUAUGAAUUAUACAUGGCUGUCUUUGACGCUUUGCGCUAUCUAUCAGUCCACCUCCGAGAAAGCCACCCCGUCAAUCACCUUGCCGAUCUAUACGAAUUGGUCCAAUAUGCCGGCAACAUCAUUCCCAGACUAUAUCUCAUGAUUACGGUCGGCACGGCGUACAUGUCAAUUGAAGACGCGCCGGUCAAGGAGCUUAUGAAGGAUAUGAUGGACAUGAGCCGCGGUGUUCAGCACCCAAUUCGCGGAUUGUUUUUGCGAUACUAUCUCUCGGGCCAAGUACGCGACUUUUUACCGACUUCUGACAGUGAAGGUCCGGAGGGUAACCUGGGCGACUCUAUCAACUUUAUCUUGACCAACUUCGUGGAAAUGAACAAGUUAUGGGUACGCCUUCAGCAUCAGGGCCACUCAAGAGAGCGAGAACAGCGCAUUCGGGAACGAAAGGAACUACAACUCCUUGUGGGAAGCAAUAUUGUGCGAUUGAGUCAGCUAGUCGAUCUUGAGACAUACAAAACCAGUAUCCUCGGGCCAUUAUUGGAGCAGGUGGUUCAGUGCCGCGAUGUCCUUGCUCAAGAGUACCUUCUCGAGGUCAUCACGCAAGUCUUCCCAGACGAGUUCCACCUCCAUACCCUCGACCAAUUUCUUGGUGCUGUAUCGCGCUUGAACCCUCACGUUAACGUUAAAGUCAUUGUUAUCGGACUGAUGGACCGCCUGUCCGAAUAUGCCGACCGAGAAGGAUCAAAGGAUAAAGGGCCUGAGCAAGAAAAGAUUGAAGCAGACGCUCUAGCAUCACUUUUGGAGAAGGUUAAGCUGAAGGAUGCAUCCCCUACCUCUGAAGGCGUGCCGAAGCCGAGCAUCAUCUCACAAGAAGAUGAGGAUAAGCAAAGAGACGGUGGUGAUGAUAGGCUCAAGCAUGAAAGCCAGGGUGGAAUAACAACUGAAGAUGAAGCAAGCACUGUCGCUGAGUCAACAGCGCCGUCGAACGCUGAAACCGAAACUACAGCCAUUAAUGGUCAAGACUCGGCCGGCGCCAACGUUCAGCUCUACGAAAUCUUUUUCACGCAGGUAAAAAAUCUGGUGGAGGCCCAGCAUUUGCCCAUCCAAGAUAUCAUUGCUCUACUAGUUUCUCUCUGUAAUCUUGCUCUAAACAACUACCCCGAUCGACUGGAUUAUGUGGACCAGAUUCUUGCGUAUGCCGCACAAAAGACGAGAGAGAAUAUUAACAAUGCCGACUUACAUUCUCCUGGCGCUCAGCAGAGUCUCUUAGCUCUACUACAAGCGCCGUUAACACGAUACGUAUCCAUAUUCACGGCCCUUUCCCUUCCCACUUACGUCCCUCUCUUCCAGUGCCAGUCGUAUCCCACACGCCGUGCCGUGGCUGGUGGAAUCAUCAGAACGCUCUUGAAGGAUCAGAUAAAGAUCACCAAGACUGAACAACUAGAAAACGUUUUGGAGAUCAUGUCGGUCCUCGUCAAAGAGGGGUCCCAAGCACCGCAAGGCUAUCCUGUUGCGUCACAACGUCGCCCGGUGGAAACGGACGAAACCAUGGAGGAACAAGGCUGGCUGGCUCGAAUGGUUCAUUUGCUACAAGCGGAACACAACGACACCCAGUUCAAACUAUUGCAAAUGACGCGCAAGGCAUACGGCGAGGGCAACGAUCGCAUUCGAACCACUACCCCGCCACUAAUAACCGCUUGCAUUAAGCUUGCCAGAAGACUCAAGGCUAGAGAACACUACGACGAUAAUUGGGAGACGCAGAGCAAUGCUCUGUACAAAUUUACUCAUUCAGCACUAAGCACUCUGUAUACUCGUGUGAAUGGGCCUGGCAUUGCUGAACUGUCUCUUCGUUUGUUCUGUAGCGCUGGACAGACAGCUGACAUGACGGGCUUCGAGGAGGUGGCAUAUGAGUUCUACGCCCAGGCAUUUACGGUCUAUGAGGAAGCAGUGACAGAUUCUAAGGCUCAGUUUCAGGCGGUCUGUGUUAUCGCCUCAUCUCUUCACCAAACGCGGAAUUUCGGCAAGGAGAAUUACGACACUCUCAUAACCAAAUGCGCGCAGCAUGGUAGCAAAUUGUUGCGAAAGCCUGAUCAAUGCCGGGCUGUUUACCUAGCGAGCCAUCUUUGGUGGGCUACUCCGAUCACAUCCAAUGGCGAGUCGGAAGAAACAGAGCUGUACCGCGAUGGUAAGCGAGUACUGGAAUGUUUGCAACGGGCUCUCCGUGUAGCGGAUUCGUGCAUGGAAACUGCAACCUCGAUUGAGCUCUUUGUCGAGAUUCUGGACAGAUAUGUCUACUAUUUUGAUCAACAGAAUGAAUCGGUAAGAGGGCCCAGCGAACGACUCGUGGUGAACAAAGCUGACAUAUGGUUGCACUAG
Metarhizium acridum CQMa 102 is the source of this 2556-nucleotide messenger RNA. It is a transcript of the gene vps35, whose product is annotated as retromer complex subunit Vps35. Gene Ontology annotation, cellular component: late endosome; retromer, cargo-selective complex; retromer complex. The record is from RefSeq and is a predicted model, not a curated record. NCBI's taxonomy places the organism in Eukaryota, Fungi, Ascomycota, Sordariomycetes, Hypocreales, Clavicipitaceae. Gene Ontology annotation, biological process: intracellular protein transport; retrograde transport, endosome to Golgi.